This is a messenger RNA of Racocetra fulgida, 152 nucleotides long. Lineage: Eukaryota; Fungi; Glomeromycota; Glomeromycetes; Diversisporales; Gigasporaceae. The record is from the annotation of a GenBank genome assembly.
CCAUUGGAUUAAACAUCGGUGGAACUAUCGAAGCUGCAUAUACAAGGUGGAGGCUGAAAAUCGAAUCAUUUAAGGCCCAAAAUAAUAUAAGCGAACAUAAGAAUCAAAAGGAUAAGAUGACAUCGUGUAAUGUGUUAAAUCAGGGUGCAAAG